Apiotrichum porosum is the source of this 960-nucleotide messenger RNA. RefSeq lists its product as uncharacterized. NCBI's taxonomy places the organism in Eukaryota, Fungi, Basidiomycota, Tremellomycetes, Trichosporonales, Trichosporonaceae. The record is from RefSeq and is a predicted model, not a curated record. Bases 1 to 960 code for a protein of 319 amino acids. The transcript is spliced from 2 exons.
AUGCCACGCACAUCGUCUCCGCUCAACCCCCAGCGGUCGUCAUCGCCCACCCCGCUCCUGUCGUCCCCGACACCCGGCGCGACUCCGCAGCUACACUUUGGCGCGUCUUCGUAUGCUGCCCAGCGCGCCUUGCCUCCUCCACCGCGCACCCAGCGCCGCGCCGGCUCCCUCACCACCCCGACCUCGCACGCAUCGAGCAGUACGGCCACUGCCCGCCCCCUGUCGGCGCGGUACGCUCGCACGACGCCGGCCUCAUCCCUGUCGGCGCGGCGGCCCAGCGGCCGCCUCUCGCUCGCCCUCCCGCCGCCGCCCGCGCCGCUGGACCUCUUUGGUGCCGGCCCGACACCGACAGAGGGCGCAAUGUGGCGCGACCGCUUGCAGCGCCGCAUGGCCGACCGCGAGCGCCGGAAACGCGCGCGCGACGGCGCCAUCGCCAGGCGGAGGGGCACGGACGUGGCGCUGAUGUCGGACGGGAUGGACGAGGACGAGGACGAGGCAGACCGCCAGGCGCAGGCUGAUGACGAGGAGUUCUUCCGCCGCCUGAUGGUCGUCCAGCGCAGGAGGGAACAGCACGCCCAGCUCGUCUCGUACGAAGUGUCCACCGGCGGCUCGGACCCGCUCCUGCCCGACUUUUGGGAGGAGGAGCUCGACAACCUUGCGCGCGAGGAACGCGCCUUGAUCAGCCACCUCGACGCGACGGAGACGGCGUCCAACCACUCGCACGUCUCCACCGACCCCAUGGAGGUGCACAACGAAGAGCUCGAGCAGUGGGCGCGAGACGCGGCGGCGGCCGAGGCUGAGGAGGCCGAGAUGGCCGUCAUGGUCGAGAUGGAGAUGGCGCGCUAUGCGCCAGCAGGAGGCGGCAGCGGGGGGUAUGAUGCCGGGAUGGAGGAGUUUACCGCCGACGAGUGGGCCGCGAUCACGGCCAUGGACGAGGACGAGGCGAUGGAUGUCGAGUAG